AUGUACUCUGCACUCCGACGCAUCGCAUCCGCUUUCCCGCUAAAAAAGGCCCUGGCGUAUGGCUUGAACACAGCUCGUCGGCGAGCGGUGGUCUUGCGGCCCGUCCACAGGCAGUUCAAUACCUUUCUGACAUCCCGCAGCCUCCGGUUGAACCGUCGCACUGCCUCGUCCCUGGCUGCACUACGACGCAUUCACAUACGCGCCAUUUCCUACACGUCCAUUCCGAGAUUCGUGCUCAGGGCGUUCCGUGUACCGAUUGCCGCAGGCGCAGUAGGUGCAGGGGGAUUCACGUAUGCUAAUUACCGAUUCGAGGAGUUCCGCAAGAAGUCAGAGGACUGGAUCUCAUCUGUACAGGACACUGCUUCAGACAUCAUAGACUCUGCCUCGGAAGCAGUCAAGUCCGUCUCGUCGCGUGUCUCUGACGUGAAGCUGCCCACUUUUACAGCUCCCCAGUUCUUGAAGGCCUUCAUCUCGUCUCUGGAGCACAGAGGACAGCGGAGUGACGGAGAUCAUGAUGGCGGCAGUUCUAGUGGUUCAGGGAGGGGACAGCCAGAUGGGGACGAAGCUGCAGCUCUGGCCAUGAUGAUGGCGGCUGCGACAUUGUCUCCUUCAGACUCGACUGCGAUAGACGGCAACGGGUUGACCGCAGAUGCACGUCAAAACGGCCUGAUGCAUUUGACGAGGAAGCUCAUCGAAAUCAGGACCAUGUUGCUCAGCAUAGAUCAGAGUGAUGCGCUUAAAUUACCUAGCAUCGUCGUCAUCGGGAGUCAAAGCUCCGGGAAGAGUUCAGUGCUUGAAGCCAUCGUUGGACACGAAUUCUUACCAAAGGGCAACAACAUGGUGACACGUCGACCUAUCGAGCUUACGUUGAUCAAUACUCCCGCAGUGAACGGAAAGGAGCCAGAGGAGUAUGGCGAAUUCCCUGGCCUCGGCCUUGGAAAGAUUUCGGACUUCUCAAAUAUUCAACGUACCCUUACUGACCUCAACCUCGCCGUGCCUGCUUCCGACGCUGUUUCCAACGAACCCAUUGACCUUCGAAUAUACAGUUCCCGCGUGCCCGAUCUUACUCUCAUUGACCUGCCUGGUUAUAUUCAGAUCGCUUCCUUGGACCAGCCAGAUUCACUGAAGGAGAAGAUCGCAGGCCUCUGCGAGAAAUACAUUCGGGAGCCCAACAUCAUCCUUGCCGUGUGUGCCGCCGACGUCGAUCUUGCAAACUCACCAGCGCUGCGAGCAAGCCGGAAGGUCGACCCUCUCGGCCUGCGGACCAUCGGUGUGGUGACGAAGAUGGAUCUCGUGCCGCCGGAUCAGGGAGCCUCAGUGCUAUCGGGGAACCGGUACCCGCUACAUCUUGGUUAUGUCGGCGUGGUCUGCAAGCCAUCGGCAAAGCAGCGGCGGGCCGAUUCGACAGCACUCGUCGUGCACCGGACCGAGAGUGAAUAUUUCCACAUGCACCGCGAACAAUUCGGAAGCUCGUCCUCGCUGAUGGUUGGCACCGACACGCUGCGGCGAAGGCUGAUGGAGGUGCUCGAGUCCUCCAUGGCGUCGUCGCUGCACGGGAUCACGAACGCGGUGCAACUCGAGCUUGAGGAGGCGCAGUACCAAUUCAAGGUGCAGUACAACGAUCGGCGGAUCACCGCCGAGUCGUAUGUCGCGGAGACGAUAGACGCGCUCAAAGCGCGCUUCAAGGGGUUCACCACUCAGUUCCGCAGGCCGCACGUGCGCGCGCGUCUCAAGGCGAUGCUGGACGAGAAGGUGCUCAAUGUGCUCGAGCAGUUGUACUGGUCCGACAAGCGCGCGGCGGAGCUCAGCGCGCUCGCCGUGGACGCGCGGGUGCGCCCAGAAGACGUAGAGCCGUACUGGCGGUACAAGCUCGACGCGGCGUCGUCGCUCCUCACCAAGUCCGGCGUCGGGCGCGACGCGACGCUGCUAGUCGCGGAUGGGCUGCGCGCGCUGAUUGAUUCUAUCGCGGCGGGCGAGCCAUUUACGUAUCACCCUCGCGCAGCGGAGCGCCUCAUCCAGUUCUCGCACCAGAUCUUGCGCGACCGCAUCGGCAUCACGUCAGACCAGGUCGAGAACUGCAUCAAGCCGUACAAGUACGAGGUCGAUGUCGACGAGCGCGAGUGGGAGACAGGCCGCACGCAGGCGGUGGAACUCUUCGACCGCGAGAUGAAGAUGUGCGAGGGCAAGCUGGUUGAGAUCAGGAAGAAGGUUGGCGGGAGCCGCAGGCUCAGCAGCCUCGUAUCGUACGUGCAGAGCUUGGAGGAGAAGGAGCGCGAGAAGAAGCAGCGGCGGUUGACCGCGACGGAAGAGGAGAGCGCAGGAGCGAGCAGCGAAACCAACGGCGACGACUACCGGUACCCUCCCGCGCAGAUCCUCGACGCACGGACCGCGAUGCUCUGCAGCGACCGCAUCAGCAUCCUCAAGCUGCGUCUCGGCGCGCUGAAGUCCAAACGGUGCAAGGCGGGACCGCAGAACGACGUGCUCUGCCCCGAGAUCUUCCUCAACGCCGUCGCGGACAAACUCGCUUACACCUCCGCAAUGUUCAUUAACAUCGAGCUGCUCGACCACUUUUUCUACCAGUUUCCCCGCGAGAUCGACUCGCGGCUGCUGUACGACCUCGACCGCCGGGAGAUCGUCGAGUUCGCGCGUGAGAACCCGGUCGUCCGGCGGCAUCUCGACCUCCAGGAGCGGAAAGACAAGCUCGAGGAGGUUAUGAAGCAGCUCAACAGCCUCGCGACGCUCCGGCCGGACGUGCAGCAGGCACCACGGCGGCAGCGGGGGCUCUUCGGGGGGAUGUUCACUUGA
Messenger RNA from Sparassis crispa, 2805 nucleotides. RefSeq names its product Protein msp1, mitochondrial. The record is from RefSeq and is a predicted model, not a curated record. Gene Ontology annotation, cellular component: microtubule; membrane; cytoplasm. Gene Ontology annotation, molecular function: GTPase activity; microtubule binding; GTP binding. NCBI's taxonomy places the organism in Eukaryota, Fungi, Basidiomycota, Agaricomycetes, Polyporales, Sparassidaceae. The transcript is spliced from 6 exons. The coding region runs from base 1 to 2805 and encodes 934 amino acids.